Messenger RNA from Cannabis sativa, 4649 nucleotides. Its product is annotated as BRCT domain-containing protein At4g02110. The record is from RefSeq and is a predicted model, not a curated record. The coding region runs from base 247 to 4347 and encodes 1366 amino acids. The transcript is spliced from 10 exons. NCBI's taxonomy places the organism in Eukaryota, Viridiplantae, Streptophyta, Magnoliopsida, Rosales, Cannabaceae.
UUUUUUUAAUUAUUAUCGCGCUUAUUCAUUUGAAUGAAAAAACAAAAUAUCAGAAUUUCCCUCCUUUAGUUAAGACUCUUCCACAACAAGUUUCAACACACCAAAAACCCAUUUCUCCUUCUGCUUCUCUUCUUCUUCUUCUUUAGAUUUAGAAGCUUCUGAUUCUCAUUCAUGGUGUUACUGUGUUAGAUUUCUUUCUUCUUUGCCUAGUUCUUGCUUUUCCCAGAAAGACAUUUCGAUUCGACAAUGGAAACUACUCAAUUAGUUCAACUAUUUCACGGCGUCCGUUUCGUCCUCUUUGGAUUCGACUCCAUUAAUGAACACAAGAUUCGAACUAAGCUUGUGGAAGGUGGGGGAGUUGAUACUGGGCAGUAUUGCCAAAACUGCACACAUGUGAUUGUGGAUAAAGUUGUCUAUGAUGAUCCUCUAUGUGUUGCUGCUCGAAAAGAUUGCAAAACAGUAGUGACUGGUUUGUGGGUAGAUCAUAGUUUUGACGCUGGAAUGCUUGUUGACGCCACUACGGUAAUGUACAGACCACUUAGAGACUUGAAUGGCAUACCGGGUGCUAAAAGUUUUAUAAUUUGCUUGACUGGAUACCAGCGACAAGACAGAGAAGACAUUAUGAAUAUGGUUGCCUUAAUGGGUGCACAUUUUUCUAAGCCAUUGGUGGCGAAUAAAGUCACUCAUCUCAUUUGCUACAAAUUUGAGGGAGAAAAAUAUGAGCUUGCGAAGAGAUUAAACAAGAUAAAGUUGGUCAAUCAUCGUUGGCUGGAAGAUUGCUUAAGGGAGUGGGAAAUUCUUCCAGAAGUUGACUAUACCACAAGUGGCUAUGAGUUGGAGAUGAUGGAAGCUGAGGCAAAGGAUUCUGAGGAUGAGGUUGAAAAUGCAUCUCUUAGGCCAUAUGUAGUAGAAAACGUGCAUAGAAGUCCUAUCAAUAUAGCAACUAGCUUUCCAGAGACACAUACGUCACCCAAAAUAGCUGCAGAGGCGCCACAUAUUCUGCCUGAUUUACCACAGUCUAAGAUUCCUUUAAAUGUCAAUGCCACUGACGACAAGUUUUCAGUGCAUGGAGAGGGGAAAAGAAUGUCUCCAGCGUCAAGUUUGGAUUUUGGGAAUCAGAAUUCUAGCAUCCUUAAAGGGACUUACUACAGCAAGGAAAUUGAGUCUCGUUAUGAAUCUCCUGAUGGUAAGAAUGCAAGGAAUGACUGGACUUCUAAUUCUCGGAGUGUUGACAGGGUUCCUUCUAAUGAGAGGUUUGGUGCUGCAAGUUCUUCAAAGAAGACACCGAAGAGAUUAUCAGGCAAUGAAAGUGGCUUUGAGAGAGACUUUAUGGGUGAACCCAAAGUCAAUAAUCUUUCAUCCUUAGCGCAAGCAAAGAGAAGAAUUGGUUCUGAUUAUGUUGACACACUACAUUUACAUUCUGGAGUUAAGCUAACUGAUUUUUCGCCUCCAAAAGAGAUACGAAAUGGCUAUGGUAGUCCCACUUUGCGAAAGAUAAAUGAUAAUGUGAAAUCAUGCUUUAGGAAGAGUCCAUCACCAAACAGUAAAAUUCUUGGGCUGAGGUCAGCGCCUUCUUGUGAUGGCGGCCAUGAGACUAAUGCUAGCCGAGCUCCUUUUGGUAGUGGAUGCUCUAACAGUGUAUUUGCAAAAGUGAACUCUGCAAUUGAAUCACACUCUACUGAUGUUACCAUUCAUUCCUCUAAGUUAACUAAAUCGCCACAAAGCGGCCUCCCUAUUUCUGAACCUACAAUUUCAGACUGCGGGCAGCAUGCUCUUGCAAAUGAGAAGACAUCUCCAUCCUUUUUCAAGAGUGUAAAAACAUCCUUAUCCUUCUCAUCCCGUGGUCCAGACUUCAACAAUUUUGUUGAGGAGAAUUCUACGCCCGUGGCUCCCAUUACAGGGGAACCCCAGAAUGGUCAGCAGGAUAUUAAGGGUUCUGAAAGUAACAAUGCAUCUCUAUCCUCUUCUAAGAGACUAAAAACGUCCUUAUCCAGUGGUCUGGACUUUAACAAUUUUGUUAAGGAGAAUUUUACACCUGUAGCCAACACAAGGGAACCCAAGAAUGACAUGAAUGAUCCCAAGGGUUCUAAUUCUAAACAUGAGAAGACAUCUCCAUCUUCUUUCAAGCAAGUAAAAACAACCUUAUCUAGUGGUCUGGACUUUAACAAUGUUGAUAAGAAUUCUACACCUGUGGCUGCCAUUACAGGGGAAGUGCAGAAUGAUCAGCAGGUUGGUAUCGGUUAUGAAAGUAACAGAGAUCCAGAUACUAAUAACUCUAAUGGCCCUUCUAGUUUGAACUUGGUUGAAGAUGAGAAGUCAGUUACUAAACCGUUGGGAAAGAAGACGGGUUCAAAGAAGACAUUGGGUACAAGACCGAAGAAUGUUUCUAUUGCUAACCAAAAGGGUUCCAUUUACUUGGGCAAAAAUAAUACGUCCCAAAAUAAUGCAGCAACUUGUUUGAGUGGAGAAGAGAGUGACAAAUCUCCUAUGACCAAGAAGACUCAACUGUCUUCUCCUAUUGUCAACAAUGAAGCACCCACAAAAGCAGUGGCAGAACAUGCUAAUAGAUCUCGAGAUAAUGCUAUGCCUCAAAUAGAAUCUCUUGAUGAUGAAACAGAAGCUCCAGAAGAAAAGGUUGAGCAGUUGUGUGAGAAUGUAGUCAACAAACAAAAUGAUAAUGGGACACAGAAGAAAUCUGCAAGCAAGCAGCAUGUAUCAAAUGAAGCCAUCACUAAUAUUAAGGAAAUGACCUCAGAACAAGACCAGAAAGGAAAUGAAACAGACAAUGCAGUGGAUAGCACUACUUCUGCUCUGGUCAGACCAAGCUCAAAGGUAGAUGGAUUGAAGAGGAAAACGUCUAAAGAGAAGAAGUCCACUAAGAGGAAAGUUCUGGAUGUGGCAGAUGUAGUGAAAUCUGAUGAACUUGUUAAUAGCGAAGAGAUUGAGCUUGAAAACAAUGGUGGGCAGGAUAAAGUGGAAAACAAAGCUGUUACAGGUUCUAAACCUAAACACCAAAAAGUAUCCAGAAAAAAGAAGUUAAAGAACUCUGUGGAAGAAGAGGAGAAGGAGAACAAGCCAACUGAAAGUGGUAAUGAAAAUGACAGUCAAGCUAAAAAGCAUGGAGAACAAUCAGGUCCUAAACCAAAACCCCAAAAAGUAUCCAGAAAGAAGAAGUUAAAGAACUCUGCGGAAGAAGAGAAGGAGAGCAUGCCAACUAACAGUGGUAAUGAAAAUGGAAGUCAAGAUAAAAAGCAUGGAGAACAGUCGGUUGUUCAAUCUAAUAUUACACAAAUGAAGGUUAAGGAAAGGGAUUCAAACUGCAGACCUAAUUCUUCAAAGGAAGAGGGAGGAGUUGCAAACAGUGUUAAAAAUGAACCUGCAAUGUUUAUUUUAAGUGGACAUCGACUUCAGCGGAAAGAGUUUCAGAGUGUUAUUAGGCGGCUGAAAGGAAAAUUUUGUCGUGAUUCGCAUCAGUGGUCUUACCAGGCCACACACUUCAUUGCUCCGGAUCCUAUUCGCCGGACUGAGAAAUUUUUUGCUGCAGCAGCAUCUGGAAGGUGGAUUCUUAAGAUGGAUUAUUUAACGGCUUGUAACCAGGCGGGAAAAUUCUUGGAAGAAGAACCUUAUGAAUGGUACAAGAAUGGCCUUAAUGAAGAUGGUGCUAUAAACUUAGAAGCUCCAAGGAAGUGGCGUCUCUUGAGGCAAAGAACAGGUCAUGGUGCUCUUCAUGGAAUGCGCAUACUCAUUUAUGGUGAAUGUAUAGCACCACCUUUGGACACCCUGAAGCGUGUUGUGAAGGCUGGGGAUGGGACCAUACUCGCAACAUCUCCACCUUACACUCGCUUCCUCAACUCAAACGUUGAUUUUGCAAUUAUCUCUCCCGGCAUGCCACGUGUGGAUGCAUGGGUCCAGGAGUUUCUAAAGCACGAAAUACCGUGUGUGGUAGCUGAUUACUUGGUGGAAUACGUAUGCAAACCCGGGUAUUCCCUCAACAAGCAUGUGCUGUACAACACUCACGGUUGGGCUGAGAAAUCAUUUGCCAAACUCCAAGAGAUUGCAGAAGAGAAAGUUGUGGUGGAGCUGACACCACCAGAUCACAAAGAUGUACCAUGCCUGGUAUGUGGGUCUCGUGAUAGAGGUGAUGUGAUGUUGAUAUGCGGUAAUGAAGAUGGUUCUAAAGGUUGUGGAGUUGGUUGCCAUAUUGAUUGCUGUGAUCCUCCAUUUGAAGAUAUUCCUCAGGAUGACUGGUUUUGCUUGGAGUGUAUUAAAAGCAAAACCAGGGAUCAAUCUUCCAAUAAAAAAAGGAAAAGGGGGACCUCUUCAUUGAAGAAGAGGAGCAGUAAGUAGAUGGAUUAGAUAGGUAGACAGAUAGAUAUGUGUGUGUGUAACUUUAUACUUCGUUUUGUAUGGACUGUCUUCACUCUGCAGUCUUGUAUUUUAUUUCAUUUAGACAUUGUUUAUAUAUUAGGUUCUCUAAGUACCUAAGUAACAAAAUUGUUUAAACAUGACCCUUUUUUUUGGGACUGGUUGUUCACUUGUAUCUUGAAAUUUUUGAGCUUAUACUGCCUUGGAUUUGCAGUAGUGGUCGGUAAUAAGUCAGUAAUUAGUGCGAGGAUGUAAUUAUUUAUUUUUAAUAUCAUGGUCUUAUC